AUGCAGAAUUGGUAUCCCAUUGGAGAUGAAAGGAUACGAAGGGAAAGUUGGUCUGUAUCACAAUUAAAGUGUUCUGAAGGGGAUAUAAAGGCUAUUGCCCCUCUAGGUACUCUGAUUGCUAUAGUGUCUAAUACCUCCAAUACACAUUCAGUCGGGGAUAAGGAUGCCAAGAGUGUUUUGAGAAUAUAUAGCGGCUCGUGUAACUUAGUAACGUCUGUGAAGUGGUAUAUUCGUGUAGAACACAUUUUAGCAUUGCAAUGGACUGAAAACUUAGAAUUGGUUGCAGUUUCCGCCAAUGGGUCAGUGCGCGUUUACUCUGCUCACGGUGAACACCUGAGAACAUUUGAAUUACACCUAUAUGGGUUAUCUGGAAAUAGUCAAAUAGACCCUAAACACAUAAAACUACGAUGCUGGGGUGAUGGAAUCGUCUAUUUAAAUAUAACUUCACAGCUUCUGUACAUACAAAGGGGGUUUGAUUCUACCUCUUACAGGCCCAUAUCUUUGCCAGACUUUGCUUUGACGAUUACAGCAAUAGGAAUAGUACCUAACAAAAAUUGGAAUGAUGUUAUUAUAAUAUUUUCUACCGAAAAUGGGACAUCCUAUGUUAGGAUGGAGCAUAUCAUGAAGUGCACGGAUUAUGAUACUUUGAGUUUUUACUUACAUAAAAUCAAUCCAUGCUCAUAUACUGACAUAGUUUCUUGUUCAUAUUAUUCAGUUGAUGGAAAUUGUUAUGUAGCAUUGGGUAAUAGAGACAACGGGGUUAUCGCAUCUCUAUCAUAUUGUGAUACGAGGUUUACAAUAUUAUGGGAGAUAACAACAGGUACAUAUGUGGAUUUAGGUAUACUAAGUAAAGGAAUACUUGUAACUGUUACUUCUAGCGGAAUAAAAUUCAUUUUAGAUGCGGUGUAUGAACUCACAUUUAAUGUAAGAGCUCUCUGUAUAAGUAAUGAGAUUGGGGGUGGAAUACGUUUAUUUUCACAGAAUUCUAUAGAGUUUUAUGCUGUAGUUAGUGAUGAGAGUAAACAUUUAUUUUUGACCGAAAAAUAUCAUCCCGCAGCAUCUCUUAUUAAAGCGUUUGACUUAUUUAAAAAAGGUGAUCCAUUAUCUUAUGAGUCUCUUUACUCCAUAAAAGAUUUUGAUGGUGCCUACGGUGUAUGUGUGAAAGCUGCCCAAGAUGAAUGGGAUUUUGAUUUAUGCAUACGUAUUAUAGAAUGUGGUCUUUUUGCAAAGUCUCUUAGUUCCACCUUUACUAGAAAUAAGGUUAUUCAUAAAAACUUACCAGUUGAGGACGAUAUAAAAACGCAAAAUGAUAUAUCACACCAAUACGAAAUAAAUUCUAACACUUUAAUAAAUCAUUUAUUGGUAAUAGCAUAUUUACGCAUAGCAAAUGCUAUAAAAGAGAAACCAAGCUACAUAAAAACAAAUGUUUAUCAACUUGCAUCUUUGGGUAUUGAAAGGAUGAUUAUAAUUUUAACAUCACUAAAAUGUUACUUUUUGGGAAUACGCAUAAGUAAAUUUUUGAAUAUUAAUUAUAAUAGUAUUUUAUUGGAGUGGGUACGUAUGCGUGUCAAACUUGGCUCACAUUUGACUGACAACGAAUUGUAUGAUAUAAUAAUAAAGAGACUAGAAGAUUACGCAGGAAUAGUACUUUCUUUUUCAGACAUUGCAGAGGUUGUGUCUAGAGAGGGCAGAGAAGCAUUAGCUUUGUCGAUUUUGGACAAAGAAAAAUCAUCUAUUAACCAGUUUAGAGUAUUGUGUAAAUGGAAUCAACUCUCUAGAGCUGCAGCGGUAGCUUUGAAUGAAGGUAACCCUUUACUUAUGAAUUACAUAAUAUUAGAGGCUCAGAAAAACCACAAUUUACUAAAUAUCAUUGCACUAUCUAAGGAGUAUACUUUGUUACGCAAUCUUUUUAUUAAGCAAAGCCUUUCUUCUGAAGACAAUAGUCAAAUACAGCCUUUCUAUGAACAUACUAACGAUACCUUUAACGCUGGGUUACGUGCUUCAAUACAAGCAAUAGGCAAGUUUCACAAUAAAAGUUAUGCUUUUGGGACUGACCGUCUUACCAUGGGUGAUAAAGAUAAAAUGAGAGUAGAGGACUAUAAGGAGUGGUUAUCUUAUGCAAAUGGAUUUUUUGGUUCGUCCAUUAAUGAAGAAGCGGACACUCAGUCAGCAAUCGAGGAUUCAGCAUUUUGGCACGAAUCGAUCAACAAUAAAAUCACCCUAUUAAACCUCCAAAUGGAAUUUCAAAGUAAUAACGAAUCUUUGGGAAGUGUUGUAGGUCUUAGUUUGAUUGAAACUCUAUUCAAACUUUAUAAAGUUGGUUUGUUCAAAGAAGCACAACUGCUUGUAAAUACAUUCAAAGUACCGCCAAACCAGAUACAUUGUUGUAAACUUGUGGCAUUGUAUAAUUCUCAUAAUAUCAAUGAGCUUAUAUCAAUGGUGCAAGAUAAAAGUCUUAUAUCGCAUUUUGUUUUUGUUAAGAAUAGUCGACCUUUCGCCGAUCUAAUAAUAGAGUCGUUGAUAUCACUUGGUGCAUCAUCAUUUUUGGACCCUGUAAUAAAUAACCUAAAACCUCAACAACAAACAUAUUGGAUAAACCGCAUUAAUAAAAGAGGUAAACCGGACUUUAAGGAGGAAAAUGUAAAUCUCUUGAAGUCAUUUGGUAUUAAAUUCUGGCAAUAG
Molecule: messenger RNA, 2682 nt
Organism: Theileria equi strain WA
Lineage: Eukaryota; Apicomplexa; Aconoidasida; Piroplasmida; Theileriidae
Exons: 1
Coding region: 1-2682 (893 amino acids)
Biological process (GO): vacuole fusion, non-autophagic; intracellular protein transport; endosomal transport
Cellular component (GO): endosome; lysosomal membrane; cytoplasm
Molecular function (GO): actin binding
Source: RefSeq, a predicted model, not a curated record